UUGAGGUUAUAAGUAUCUGUCAUUGUUACUGCCACUGUCAUCCUUUUUGAAAUUCGAUAACAAUAUUAACUUUUUAUAUAAAUAUCUUUACAUGUAUAAAUUAAUAUUCAGUAAAUAUUGAAACAGUAAAAAUGUCAUCGUCUUUAGAUUCUAUAAUAUUCCUCAUUCUUGUGGCAUUUUUGUGGGGUGUAACCAAUCCAUUUAUUAAAAAAGGAGCUAAAGGUUUAGAAAACGUGAAAUCAUCUUCUAAAUUUUGCCAAUUUUUUAAAGAACUUGCUUUUCUUAUUACAAAUUUAAAGUACAUUAUACCAUUUAUCAUUAAUCAAUGUGGUUCUGUAUUGUAUUUUUUAACUUUGAAUAAAGUAGAUAUAUCACUUGCCAUUCCAGUCACUAAUUCUCUUACUUUUGUAAUAACGGCAAUAACUGGUUGGAUUUUGGGUGAAGAAAAAAUACACAAAAAUACAUACAUGGGAAUGAUAUUGAUUUUGGUUGGAACAGUCCUUUGUUCUUGGGAUAAAAUAGACAAUACUAUACAGCUUUAACCUUUUUAGCAUUUCAUUUUAAAAUGUUUUAUUAGUUGCAAAUAGCAAUUAAAAUUUUAACGGAUUCGUUUGUUUUGUUGUCUUAAAUAAAAUAAUAUUUAUAUUACAAUAAUUAUAUAGAUAUAAUUAUGUUGAUGAGAAUAUAAUCAUAUAUUUUAUGAUUAUAUAGAUCAGAAAUAACGGGUUACAUGUUAUUAUAAAAUACAUGGAAUUUAUGACACUGAUUUGUUCUUAGUACUGAAAAUAUUUGGUAUUAUGCUUAUUUAUUUAUUUCAGAUUAAUAACUGUGUUACACAUGAAAUAUAAUUCAUUUUGGGACUUUAA
Molecule: messenger RNA, 866 nt
Organism: Bombus huntii
Lineage: Eukaryota; Metazoa; Arthropoda; Insecta; Hymenoptera; Apidae
Product: transmembrane protein 234 homolog
Exons: 4
Coding region: 132-542 (136 amino acids)
Source: RefSeq, a predicted model, not a curated record